AUGGACUUGGCCUUGAACUGGUACAACCUUGGAAAAGCCACCAAAGAGACGAAAACACAAGCACGCGCAUCACAUGCUACGGCGCCCUCUGCGCUCGGGUUUCAAUCUACAGAUGCCGCAAAGUAUUGGCUGUCUGUAGGCCGCGGUGCCCAGGUUUGGCUCGAGCCACAAGCUGCAACUUCGGUCACAUCUGUAUCGAUCACCACUAACUUCAAGUCACAAUUGAUCAACAUUGCGGACAUCCGUUUCACCCUCUCUGAGGCAGCGUCGCUGCUGGAAAAGCUGAGCAACUCCUGCAGAGAAUGGAGUCUCACUGAUCUCAAGUGCAUUGAGGAUGAGCUCCUGCAUACCCUCUCGAAUGUUCGAAUGUUAGUAAAUGCACAACACCCUGUCAAUCGCCUUCCUGUCGAGAUUCACGGCGAAAUCUUCCAUCAGGUGCCACCACCGUUGACAACCAAUCUGGAAGACCCCAGCCUCGAAGAAUUAUUAGUCUGGGAUUCCCUCUUCGAUUUCAAGGAUACUGAUGCGUUGCUUCCACUAACCCAUGUGUGUCGUCGGUGGCGCGAUGUGGCAUUGGACACACCCACUCUUUGGACAACCAUCUACGGCUCCUCUCAUCCUGAUGCCAUUAGCGAGUAUCGUAUCCGCUCGCAAAGCGCGCCGUUGAGAGUGCUCAAUGUUGAAGAUGAAGAUCUCGACGUGGAGCAGCUAUGGCGCACUGACGGACAGCGCAUUCAGUCGCUCGCCUCGUAUACAGGGCGCGAUUCCGACCUACCCGCGUCCUAUGCCCACGGACUUCAAGCCUUGGCGGCAUGGGACUGCCAGUUUCAAGGCGAUGUUUCUAACGUCAAGGUGCUUGUCCUACGGGCGGUGGAUUGGCAUCUCCCCAGCUCCCUCACCAAUCUCACGCACUUUUACUUCGCGCAAAAGCGGUUACAUGCUGUAGACUUGUUUCACAUCUUGUCGAUUGCACCGAGGCUAGAGGACCUGGGUUUAGACAAAAUCAUUGCUGAGGACGCAUUCGACCCUCAUGAAAAUAUCCCUGCUGUGACUCUCCACCAUCUUCGCCGUCUCGCAAUCUGUUGUCCAGACAGGAACAUGGUAUCCGGAUUCUUUUCACACGUCGGGCUUCCUGCGCGCUUGGCGGUCAACUUCGAACGCUGUAAAGUGUCCGACUUUCAAUGGCUAGUCCCUCUGACGCAGAUUGAUGCAAAGUCUUUGUACAUCUCUGCCUGGACGCACUCGGUAGUCGCAGCUGGCUCUUCGAAAGCGGUGCGCUUCAGUAAUUACCAUGACUUCGGAAGAAUGGACCGAUGGAUCACGGCUCUACUGUCACAUUUCCAUUUGAACGAUCUCUGGAUUGCGAGUACUAAUAAGGAAGACGAGGCGAUCUCUGGACGAAUUCGAAUGUCACGUGGAACGAGGCAUGGGCCGUAA
Messenger RNA from Postia placenta MAD-698-R-SB12, 1437 nucleotides. RefSeq lists its product as hypothetical. The transcript is spliced from 5 exons. Gene Ontology annotation, molecular function: protein binding. The record is from RefSeq and is a predicted model, not a curated record. Lineage: Eukaryota; Fungi; Basidiomycota; Agaricomycetes; Polyporales; Adustoporiaceae. The coding region runs from base 1 to 1437 and encodes 478 amino acids.